Messenger RNA from Saccoglossus kowalevskii, 1405 nucleotides. RefSeq lists its product as uncharacterized. Lineage: Eukaryota; Metazoa; Hemichordata; Enteropneusta; Harrimaniidae. The record is from RefSeq and is a predicted model, not a curated record.
CAACUACAGUUUUGACUGAUUUCAUGAUUGUGAUGUCUGCCAUUUUAUCAUUUUAAUUAUGUGAGACACUGUUUUGUUAUCUAAUCACAUUUUAUUUUCGUCUUUCAAACUCGUAACCUUGAAAGAGCUGUCGUCCUAGCCACUAUGCAACACCAACAGUACCGUGACUACAAGUAUCCGGGACCGACGUAUCCACCCAACUAUGGUGGCAGAAAUCAAGGCAAACCAAAUUUUUACGCGCCACAGCCAUUACUCAAACACAGCUCUUCUAUGGCACUUAGUUCAACUUUAGAUGGUGUAGAAAUGAAAAUAGCAGAUUCCUUGUCACAAAACAGGGUUUUGUUACCUGUGACUAUGCCUAAUAUUAUUAAUAGACCAGACCUGGAUAGUAAGUAUAAGUACGAUUUUUCACUGGAAUAUAAAGUGCUGGAGUUACUGGUGAAUGGUGACUAACUGAUAUCAUCGCAAGAUAACAAUCAGUAACAAUGUAUGAACCAUUGAACUCUGCUGAGAGCUCAUGUGCAAUAAUCACGCUGUUUGAAUCAUAAAUAUUGUUGUUGUUGCGUGAUCCAUGCAUGAUACUAGAGUGGAAGGGAAGGGAUUGUUUUGCAAAUAUACAAUGUAUGUUCAUUCAAGUUUCAAUGCUGAAUGGGUUAACUAAUGCCCCCCACCCCCAAUAAUUAUCUACUUUGUAUAAAGAGGUUCAUUAUAACGUGUCUAUUCCAUAAGGAUAUAAGAAAUGACAAUUAGGUACGCUGGACAAUUUUUUUGAGUCAAGCAUUUGAAAUAUGUUCCUAUUGAAUUUGCUCGGAUUAUAACAGGACAUCUAUGUAAGCUGUAAAACCAUAAUUCUCUGCUGAAAACCUGUCAUAUCUCUGCUGCAUUCUGUAAAUGCUUCAGAACAAUUUAUUUAAAGCCAAAAAAUAACAUGAAUGCUAGUAAAAUUGUCAAAUGUAUUUUUUUUUAUUUGGGAGUUAAUGAUCUUCACUUCUUAAUUGCUACAUGAAUUUAAACCAACUCACCAACAUCACCAACAUAUGCUGAGCAAGUUAUUUUGUGGGUUUGGCCUAACACACCUUCUCUGUUGAAGGAACUGAAUUUUAGCCUCUCCUGUAAUUAGUAUAAUUAUUGCAGCUAAUAUGCAUUGCAUUGUUUCCAUAAAGACAGUUUAGCUGCAACUAACUACAAUGAUAUACCGGUACAUCUGAGAAUCAUGUCUUUACUGGAAUAUUGAUCAUAUAGAUACAGAAUACAACUGCCAAGGUCAAAUGCCCUAUCCAUAGAUAGUUUGUUAACCUGCCUAGUCCUAUAAUUCUCAAUACCUAGAUAUGUUAGACACUGGAUCCCUUUGUAAGUUAUAUUUUACUCCACUUUUCUCACAGUGCCAGGUUGGCGUACUGUACAA